Molecule: messenger RNA, 5447 nt
Organism: Sceloporus undulatus (fence lizard)
Lineage: Eukaryota; Metazoa; Chordata; Lepidosauria; Squamata; Phrynosomatidae
Gene: SLC25A23
Product: solute carrier family 25 member 23
Exons: 10
Coding region: 144-1625 (493 amino acids)
Biological process (GO): transmembrane transport
Molecular function (GO): ATP transmembrane transporter activity; calcium ion binding
Source: RefSeq, a predicted model, not a curated record
AGCCCUUGCGCGGAGCCUGGGCACUGCAGCCAGAGGAAGAGGAGGCAUGGGGGGGCCUGGCAGAGGAAAGGCAGGAGGAGGCAGGGACCCUGGCUGCCCUGCUCUCCCUCUCCAGCCUUGGGGUCUGGGGCCUUGAGGGGGCCAUGCUGGGACCCAGGGAGGGGGCCAUGGAGCCCAGGGCCCGCAGGAGGAGGCCUCAGCAGCAGCAGCCUCCCCAAGGAGCAGGGCUUCCCCUCCAGGACCCAGACCGCCAGCAGCGCUGGGCCAAGCUCUUCGAGCAGCUGGAUGCCAACAAGGAUGGCAGGGUGGACAUCAACGAGCUGAGAGAGGGCCUGGCCCGGCUGGGCAUGGAUGCCGGGGCCCACGCUGAGCAGGAUAUCCUACGUGAGGGAGAUACAGACCAUGAUGGAGAACUUAAUUUUGAGGAAUUUGCCCGCUAUCUCCAGGAACGUGAACGCAAGCUGCUGUUGAUGUUCCACAGCCUGGACCGCAACCACGAUGGCCAGAUUGAUGUGUCCGAGAUCCAGCAAACCUUCCACAGCCUGGGAGUUUACAUCUCCCUCCAGCAAGCAGAGAAAAUCCUGCACAGCAUAGACAAAGAUGGCACUAUGACCAUUGACUGGCACGAGUGGCGGGACCACUUCAUCCUCAACCCACUGGAGAACAUGGAGGAGAUUGUACACUACUGGAAACACUCAACGGUCCUUGACAUUGGCGAGUGCCUCACCGUCCCAGAUGAGUUUUCUGAGAAAGAGAAGAAAACCGGGAUGUGGUGGAAACAACUCAUUGCUGGUGCUAUGGCUGGUGCUGUCUCUAGGACAGGAACAGCACCAUUGGACCGGCUGAAAGUUUUCAUGCAGGUUCACGCUUCAAAGAGCAACAACAUGAAUGUGUUGGGGGGUUUGCAAGGCAUGAUACGCGAGGGAGGCAUCCGCUCACUGUGGCGAGGCAAUGGCAUCAACGUGCUCAAGAUCGCACCUGAGUCUGCCAUCAAGUUCAUGGCCUAUGAACAGAUCAAGCGGGCAAUUCGUGGACAACAAGAGACUCUGAGGGUGCAGGAGAGGUUUGUUGCUGGCUCACUAGCUGGUGCCACAGCACAGACCAUAAUCUACCCCAUGGAGGUUCUGAAGACACGGCUAACCCUCCGUAAGACAGGCCAGUACUCAGGAUUGGCUGACUGUGCUAGGAAGAUCCUGCAAAAGGAAGGGAUCCGUGCCUUCUACAAGGGCUACCUGCCUAAUAUGCUGGGCAUCAUCCCCUAUGCUGGAAUUGACUUGGCAGUUUAUGAGACCCUGAAGAACACCUGGCUGCAGAAGUACAGCAAGAACACCGCUGACCCAGGUGUUCUAGUGCUCUUGGGCUGCGGCACUGUCUCCAGCACCUGCGGUCAAAUCGCCAGCUACCCCUUAGCACUGGUGCGGACCCGGAUGCAGGCACAAGCAUCCAUUGAGGGUGCCCCUCAACUCACUAUGCUGGGGCUCUUCAAGCACAUCCUCUCCCGGGAAGGGGUGUUUGGCCUCUACCGUGGCAUCGCUCCCAACUUCAUGAAAGUGAUUCCUGCUGUCAGCAUCAGCUAUGUCGUGUACGAGAACAUGAAGCAGGCUCUAGGGGUAACUUCCAGAUGAAGAGGAUGCCUGCCUCACUCACUCUGUGGAUGAGACCUACCUCUUGAGAAGGGCUGCUUCUAUAGACAGCGUGAAGGCAGUUGUAGGCGGAGACAUACCUCCACUUCUCUGGGCUCUCCACCACUAGGAGAAUGGGGGCUAAAGCAUGUCAAAGUGCAUGGGCCCAUGUCUUCCUCAUCUUCACAAGAGCAGGGUCUUUCCUGGGCAAGGAGCUUCAAGGAAAAACUCACAAUCAAUCAUGUUUCUGCUGCAGAAGCAUGUAGCUGAAAAGUACCAUGGCCCCAUUGAAGCAGAGACUUCCAUACAGUCCGCUCACAUUCUGGAGCCUUUGGAGACAGGCUGCCGCAAAACAGACUUGCUUCUGAGCCAGUGCUCUUCCCUGAUAGCCUGUUGCUCUCUGCAUAUGUGUCUUCUUCCCAGCUACUCUCCAACAUGAAAAUCAAUGGCAUGCUUUCCUAUUCUGUUCAUUUCUGCCAGUCUGGUGGAAAACCAACCCUAUCAACGUAUAUUGUCAUUGUCGUGUUACGAGAUUUCAGAUGAACAGCUAUCCAAUUAGCAAAGCCAGAGACUCUUCCCCAACUACUCAGCAAUCUCUAACACUGCAGAAAAUGCAUUCAGGGUCAGUUGAUUUGCUCUGGAGAAAAUACAAAUUUUUGCAGUUACCACCAGGAGUCCAAGAUGCAUGAGCAUCAGAGGGACCGGGGAUGCAGAUGGGCAGUACCCCCAUCCUAAUUUCCAGUUUUAAGAUAUAUUUGAUCCUUCUUUUGCUUCUUUUCCUUCCAGUUCCUGGGAGAGCAUUAAGGCCCUAGGUCAUUUUAUUUCAACCCAGUUCCACUUUACCUGCCCCAAUCAAUGAAAUGUAUCUGUAUAUUUUGCACAUGGACUGUUUUAACUUAUAAGAAUCGUCUGCACUGUCUAUCUAGACUUCAGCAGUAGAACUGAAGCCUCUUUCGCCUCACCUCUUGCCUGCUCCCAUACCUUUCCCUUCUCCUCUGAGGUGAGGCAGAAUACAGCAAGAUGUUGCAAGGGCUACUGUUUUUGUUGUUCUCAUCAAUGCACUUUGCUUGCGGUCUCUCAGUUUUUUAUGUGCACACAUUGCUGCUCACUGUGAGAUAUUUGCACUGACCACACUGGUUCUGUUGCUUAAGCAAUGCCAUCCUUAUAGCCCCUGAAGCCACAAGUAUCCUGGUUUCCUUGACCCCAUUCUGUAUUGAUCUCUGUUUAUUGGCAGGCUGUAAUAUGAUGAAGGUAGGCACUUAAUCUGAUUCUUUGGAGGAAUAUUGUUCUGAAAGGUGUACAGAAGUGACAGGAUAGUACCUAGACAGCUUGUUCAGGCAUAUCUUCCUUCCACUCUCAUGUAAAACCUGGCUGUAAAAGGUUACCUGGAAUGGAAUUUACUAGUGUAACAGUCCUGAGAAAUUAGGGUCUUUGCAGAAGGCAGAUGUAGCUCCAGAGACACAGUAGAGAUCAUCUCUCCUUCAUCCAUAGACUUACUCAGUAGAACCUGAGCUGGGCAGGUAUAUAUUCACAUUUUAUGCCAAGAAAAGCAGCGUUUUGCCUAAUGUGUUCUGCUUUUCCUAAUCAUGGGCUUUGAGGACCAUGGAAACAUCCCUUCCCUCAUGAGUUUUAUUCUCAUACUAAUCUCAUGCUCUCAAAUGUCUUUUGCAACUGUAAGGAUCAGGAGUCUGCUUUGCAAGGUGCAAGAAAGAGAGCUGCAGUUCUCAGGAAACCAAAAGUUGGGCCUGAUACAAUGACCUGCACAUUUCUGCCCUUCAGCAAAAUGACAGAACACACAUGGUCCAAUAUGUAACCACUGUUGUUGUUGUGUGCCUUCAAGUUGUUUCUGACUUAUGGCAACCCUAAAGCGACCAUAUCAUAGAGUUUUCUUGACAAGUUUCUUCAGAGGGACUUUGCCAUUGCCAUCUUCUGAGGCUGAAGGAGUGUGACUUGCCCAAGGUCACUCAGUGGGUUUCUAUGGUCAAGCCAGGAUUCAAACUCUGCUCUCCCAGUGUUAUAGUUCAGCUCUCAAACUAUUACACCACAGUGUCUCUCGAAGACACUGGAGAACUAAUCCCAUAAGACAUCUCUGAAGGCUGAUGAGCUGCAUUUACCCAAUGUUUUGGUACUGAGGAUACAAGUGGAUUUUGUGUAUGCAUAAGUUUAUGUCCUGGAUUAAAAGUGGAGGUGUACAAUAUAUUUUUGCUAAAAAAAAGAAGAUGCAUCUCUGUCUUCGUGAUCACCUUCCAGAACAAAAGGAUAGUAUCUUUCUUGCAGCUGCUGGACAACUCAGGUAAUUUUAUUUCUUGCCCACCCUUCUGCACAGUGAGUCUCGAUUUAAAGGAGGGGGAGGACUGUGAUUUCUGAGCUUUGUUUGCACCCUUGCAGCUGUUUGGCUGAGUUGCUUUGUGGAAUGUAUCUUUUGGCUAUAUGAUGACAAAGAGGGGACAACUGAUACUGCCUAAGGCUUCACAUCAGAGGACAAUAGAGUAGUGCAGCCAACCCCAACUUGAUGUCCUUCAGAAGGACUGAGCUGCAGCUGCCACGAUGAGGGUGAAGAUGAGAGUCAUAUUCCCACAGCAGCUUAACUCUUUAGGUUCCACUUCAAUCCGUCUUGUGGUGGAUGCUUUGGGAUUCAGAACCCCAUGAGAACAUCAGCCUAAAGAAGAGGUGGGAAUUACAUGGCUUUCCAGUGUUGCUGGACUGCAAUUCCCAUGAAGCCUAGCCGGUGGUGAAGAGUAUUGAGAAUUGCUGUCCAGUAACAUCUGAUUCCCAUCUGUCCCUAAACCCUUGUCUUAGCCACAGCUUUCUCCAUGACUACAGCAAAAAUAUGCUGGUGAAAGGACGCCACUCAUAAAAUGGAAGCUAAAGGGGAAGAGAUUUUCUGCAGUCAUCAUUCUCCCUUUGUGUGAACCCCCAGCAACUGUCCAGAAAGGAAAAUAAUGAAACACAAGGAUGGGCAUUGUCAUAGACGUUUGGCAGUCAGUAGAAAUCAUAUGUGUCCCAAUGAGUAGGGUGAACCAGUUCCAGGUGAGGCAAAGCUUCUGGUUUCUGAGUUUCAAUAACUUGUAACAAAGGUAAUAGAGGCACAGGUAUAGCAUCCCCAGUGGCAAUGGUAGAAAAAGCAAGUGCUGAAUAUUACCUGUGUUGAGAGGUUUUGAGGGGGGGGGGGGGGGAUUGUAUGGUCAUCCUUGUCUAUAAGGAAAGGACAGGAAUGUGUGGCCUUCCAGAAACUACUGAAAGAAAUUCUCAUCAUGAUGUGAGUUGCAUUCCAUUGAAUUUAUGGGGCCACAAAUUCCCCAUGCAUCCAACAAGGUGUGGGAUAGAGAGAAAGGAAGUGUCUUGAAUGUGCAUACCAUCCUUCAUUUUCAUCAGAUUUAUCCUGGUUAAUAAAUGUCUAGGUAAGAUGAGUUGGUAUGGAGAUCCAGAGUAGAAGUAAAAGUGGGAACUCACUGGGGCAGAACCUAAGGAUGGAGAAAGAUGCUGUGCUGUUUGGUAGAGGACCACAUCUUUCUUGGGCUGCCUUUGUCUGGGAAGAGGUUUCUCUAAAGAUUCAAAAGCAAGUAGCACUUUGGUUUUAGUAGCGUGGGAAGUUCUCUAGACUGCAGUUCUCAGAAUUCCACAACCGGCAUGGCCACAAGUAACUUUUGAUAACUGGUCAGAUAUAAUCAACCAUCAGAGCUUCCGUGGAAUCUUUGGUGUUAAAUACAGUGAACCCUUGUUAUACAUGGGGUUUGGUUCCAAGAUCCCCCGUGUAUAACAAAAUCCGUGUAUGCUUAAGUCCCAUUAAAUAUAAUGACAUAGCAAAAUGGUUUCCUUUAUUAA